UCCCAUUUAGGCCGAAUACAUCAAGCAAUGGUAACAUCUUUAAAUGAAGAUAAUGAAAGUGUAACUGUUGAAUGGAUAGAAAAUGGAGAUACAAAAGGCAAAGAGAUUGACCUGGAGAGUAUCUUUUCACUUAACCCUGACCUUGUACCUGAUGAAGAAAUUGAGCCCAGUCCAGAAACACCUCCACCUCCAACAUCCUCAGCCAAAGUAAACAAAAUUGUAAAGAAUCGACGGACUGUGGCUUCUAUUAAGAAUGAGCCUCCUCCAAGAGAUAAUAGAGUGGUUGGUUCUGCACGUGCACGGCCUAGUCAGCUUCCUGAACAGUCUUCCUCUGCACAACAGAAUGGUAGUGUUUCAGAUAUAUCUCCAGUUCAAGCUGCAAAAAAGGAAUUUGGACCCCCUUCACGUAGAAAAUCUAAUUGUGUGAAAGAAGUAGAAAAAUUACAAGAAAAACGAGAAAAAAGGAGACUACAACAGCAAGAACUUAGAGAAAAGAGAGCCCAGGAUGUUGAUGCUACAAACCCAAAUUAUGAAAUUAUGUGUAUGAUCAGAGACUUCAGAGGAAGUUUGGAUUAUAGACCGUUAACAACAGCAGAUCCUAUUGAUGAACAUAGGAUAUGUGUUUGUGUAAGAAAACGACCACUCAAUAAAAAAGAAACACAAAUGAAAGAUCUUGAUGUAAUCACAAUCCCUAGUAAAGAUGUUGUGAUGGUACAUGAACCAAAACAAAAAGUAGAUUUAACAAGGUACCUAGAAAACCAAACGUUUCGUUUUGAUUAUGCCUUUGAUGACUCAGCUCCUAAUGAAAUGGUUUACAGGUUUACAGCUAGACCACUAGUGGAAACUAUAUUUGAAAGAGGAAUGGCUACAUGCUUUGCUUAUGGGCAGACUGGAAGUGGAAAAACUCAUACUAUGGGAGGUGACUUUUCGGGAAAGAAUCAAGAUUGUUCUAAAGGAAUUUAUGCAUUAGCAGCUCGAGAUGUCUUUUUAAUGCUAAAGAAACCAAACUACAAGAAGUUAGAACUUCAAGUAUAUGCAACCUUUUUUGAAAUUUAUAGUGGAAAGGUGUUUGACUUACUGAAUAGGAAAACAAAAUUAAGAGUGCUAGAAGAUGGAAAACAGCAGGUUCAAGUGGUUGGAUUACAGGAACGGGAGGUCAAAUGUGUUGAAGAUGUACUAAAACUCAUUGACAUAGGCAACAGUUGCAGAACAUCCGGUCAAACUUCUGCAAAUGCACAUUCAUCUCGGAGCCAUGCAGUGUUUCAGAUUAUUCUUAGAAGGAAAGGAAAACUACAUGGCAAAUUUUCUCUCAUCGAUUUGGCUGGAAAUGAAAGAGGAGCUGAUACUUCCAGUGCAGACAGGCAAACUAGGCUUGAAGGUGCUGAAAUUAACAAAAGCCUUUUAGCACUCAAGGAGUGCAUCAGAGCCUUAGGUAGAAAUAAACCUCACACUCCUUUUCGAGCAAGUAAACUUACUCAGGUGUUAAGAGAUUCAUUCAUAGGUGAAAACUCUCGUACCUGCAUGAUUGCCACAAUCUCUCCAGGAAUGGCAUCCUGUGAAAAUACUCUUAAUACAUUAAGAUAUGCAAAUAGAGUAAAGGAGUUUGGAAUUAGUCCAUCAGACAUUCCCUUCUCACAGGGUAGUGGCAGUCGCCCUGAUCUCUCUCCUUCUUAUGAGUAUGACGACUUUUCUCCUUCGAUUACCAGGGUGAAAGAACUGACUGUGGAUCCAGCUGCUGCUGGUGAUGUCCGUCCAAUAAUGCACCAUCCACCAAAUCAGAUCGAUGACUUAGAGGCGCAGUGGGGUGUGGGGAGUUCCCCUCAGAGAGAUGAUCUAAAACUUCUUUGUGAACAAAAUGAAGAGGAGGUUUCUCCACAGUUGUUUACUUUCCACGAAGCUGUCUCACAAAUGGUAGAAAUGGAAGAACAAGUUGUAGAAGAUCACAGGGCAGUGUUCCAGGAAUCUAUUCGAUGGCUAGAAGAUGAAAAGGCUCUCCUAGAAAUGACUGAAGAAGUCGACUAUGAUGUAGAUUCAUAUGCUACACAACUUGAAGCUAUUCUUGAGCAAAAAAUAGACAUUUUAACUGAGCUGCGGGAUAAAGUGAAAUCUUUUCGUGCAGCUCUGCAAGAAGAAGAACAGGCCAGCAAGCAAAUCAACCCGAAGAGACCCCGUGCCCUUUAAAUUGGCAUUUGCUGCUAAGGAUCCCCAGAACCCUCACUACUGUAACAUACAAUGAUUCAGCUGUAAGGGCCAUUUGAAAGUUUGAAAUUUUAAGUGUCUGUGGAAAAUGUCUUGUCCCUUCACCUGAAUGACAUUUCAAUUUUGUGAAACACUCCUUUGUCUACAAAAUGCUUCUAGUCCAGGAGGCACAACCAAGAUUUGGGAAUAGUGAAGCAUUUUGUUUCAUUAACCCAAAUAUUGAUUUACUUUUGGAGAUCCUUGCCAAUUUUAUUUUCUAUAUGAUGAAGUAAGAUUGUGGACUUGAUCCAGAGGUGAAUAGUGGGGGGAUGCCACAGCAUUUCCUGUUAACUCGGUUCGAUUUUUAUAGCAAGACUGAGCAGUUUUAACUCCUUUGCGUGCAUGCAUACCUCAUCAGUGAUUGUACAUACCUUGACCACUCCUAGAGACCGCUGUGCUCACCUCUCCCUGCUCUGUGCCUUGACUAAGGCUAUUGACCCUAAAUUUCUGAAGCACAGCCAAGAUAAAUUACAUUCCGUAUUUGUCCUUGUAAAUUACCUUUAUUGUGUGUACAUUUUUACUGUAUUUGAGACAUUUUUUGUGUGUGACUAGUUACUUUUGCAGAAUGUGCCAUACAUUGAAUGGAACUAAAGUCUGUGACAGUGGACAUAGCUGCUGGACCAUUCCAUCUUAUAUGUAAAGAAAUCUGGAAUUAUGAUUUUAAAACCAUAUAUGUGGUUAUAAUUUUCUUAGCAUUUCUUUGUAAAGAACUAAAAUAUAAACUAGUUGGUGUAUAAUAAAAAGUAAUGAAAUUCUGAGAAGAGUUUUAUCUUAGGAUAAUACAUAUAUGCAGUGUGUGUUCCAGUGUGGUAUUAACAAGACUAAUAGUGCAAUUUGAUCCUUACCAAUACCGUUACGUAAGUUGAAGCGUCCAUCGGCAUCCCAAAAUGUACCGUUUAAAUGUACUGCUAAAGGAAAUUGGCUUCUGAUGCAUGAACAUUUACAUGUACAUCGAAAGUAGUCUGUAAUAGAACUGUUAGUUUAAGCCAAGUGUAGACAGUACAUAACUCCCUUGAAAAAGAAUUAAGCUAAAAAAGAGUUGACUUUGCCUUAAAAGGCAGAUCUAACCUAGGCUCCAUCCAUUACCUAAUGUGUGAUGUUUCACCAUUAUUUGGUGAGAAUCACCAAAUUCUCACCAAUAAACUGAUCUAGGGUAUGCUACUUUUCAAAUGGUGGCACUUAUCUUUACAGAUUGCUACUCCGAGGAAGAAAACUGGCCACUUUUCAUGUACAUAUUUUGUUAAAAGAUUUAUAUUGCUCUCUAGGAGUUUUCCCUCAGUUCCCAGGAUGGAGUCCAAGAGUAGAUUAAAAACAACAAAAAGUCUCCCAAGGAUAUCUUGUUUGGAUUGACUCUAAGGAACUACAGCUCAUUCAUAUGGGCCCAAGGGAAGCUAUGAAUAGAGAGUCACAUGAGCCAGAUUCCUACUUCACUGUUCAUAGAACUCAGAGGGUAGUGGUGGGAAAUCCUAACACCAUGGUGAAAUGCUCCUCUGUAAACUUGAAAUCUAGAACAAAUGUAGAUUUUCACAAUGUGCUUAUUAAUAAAUGAAAUCUAUGGAAUGAGUUUUAGAGAUAAUUUACUUCAAUACAAUCACCUUUGUUUUGGAAGGGACUCAGGUUUUCUUGCAGCUGUAAGAUAUGUUCUAUUUGUGUUUAUUUCAAAGAGAAGAGGAACUGUUACUAUUGACCUUGCAGAGGCUUUUUAAAAAGGUAGAUUUUGAGGCUAACCAACCUUCAAAGGGCAAUAAAGAGUUGUGAACUUGCUCUUUUAAAGCACAACAGAUUAGUCUUAACUUAUUAUUUAAAUUAGAUGAGUACUAUCUCUGGAAGGUCUCCUUAUAUCCAAAUAUGCUGCUUUAUACUGUAAUGGCUUCAUUCUGAUCAGUAACCAAGGUAUAUAAAGAAUUGGUACCAGAAAAGAUCUUGGUAGUAUAAUCCAGUCCUUCAGUUUUACAGAUAGAUAGGCAAAACCGAAGGCCAGAAAAGGGACUAAAACUGAGCGGUUCAUAGGGGGAAAGGGAAAUAGAGGGAAUGCUAAAUUAAAUCUUAAAAUGUUGCUGUAAGGAUACAGACAGUACAAGUGAACUUUGCAAAGUAGUUUUGUGAUACUUAAAAAAAACUCUUAAUGUUUAUGUAACAAAAGUGGCUUGAUGCAGCUAUUAUUUAAAGAAUAAUUUUUUGGAUCUGGAUUAAACAUUAUUUACUUUCUCAGACUUGAAAGCUGAUAUCCCUCUUAAUAAGUAACUAAGAAAAUAUACAUUCUUUUAAUUAUAUAGGAAUGUUUUAAUACAUCACGACUUGAAGCCAGAUUUCAAAAAAAUCUGUUUAGGCAAACAAUUUAUCUUCCCUUCUAGGUUUACUCAGUGUACCUUUGUUAAAAUAAUUCAGAAACACUCCUGUUAAGUUAGGUAUAAAGAAAGGCAAAUAUCAAUAAAGAUUUUUUUAUUAAUUUCCUUAUAUAAAUAAUCAGCUCCUAUAAUUCUUAUUAAAGGACAUUAACAACAUUUAGUAUUAUAUUGAUAAUGAUUUAAACAUAGUAGCUAACUAAGACUUGUUUAUGACAUCUAUUAAAUUUUCAACCUGACAUUUUAAAAAUAGCUUCAAACUAAGCAUCAGGUAUAUGAAAAAGUACUGGAAAUUUUAACUAUCCAGAAGUCAGAUGGAUACUGGAAGCCUGUAGUUGUAGGAAAAUGGCUGGUUGGGUUUUUUUGUUUGUUUUGAAAUUGAAGGGCAGAGAUUUUCAUUUUAAGGCCAGUUUUGAUUUAUAAAAACUCUGAAAUUUUGUUAAACCUAUGACUAUCUCCCCAAGAAAAAACAAUCUUAUAGUUCAUUUCAUUCUAGUUGAGCAUCCUUGUUUCACAGGUAAGGAAUCAUGCCCAGAAGCGAUACGCCUGGCACCACAUAGUGGCAGCUGCAGACUCAGGCUUACCCAGAGCCCUGAUGUAGCCUGUGAUGCUACAGGAUAGCUGAUGGGGGAGGCAAUGACAGAAGUUGUAAAGGAUAAAAAGAGAAAGAAUGAGAGAAGCAAGAUAAAAACAUUUUAAGAAACAAUUGUUUUACUGCAUACAUGAAUAACAAGAAAUGGUAUGGGGAAUAUGUGACUAGCGUAUUGUAGCUUUUUUACUACUUGAGGGACAAAGGCCUAAAGAGCUGAAGGCCUAAAGAGGUCCUCACAGUAAUAUAUAAUAGAAAAUAGGAGAGUAACAUCUUUAUACAAUAAACUGUUAGAAAUGAUAAGUUUAAGUGUAAAGUUGUGCGUGUCUGCGGCUCUUGAACUUGAAGAUUAUCAUGUAUAGAUUGGACCCUGCCCUAUGUUCAAUUUUAAAAACAAACCAAAACCAAAAAAAAAAUUGGAGUACUUAGAAUUGACUGACUUACUACCUUGAAAAUUCAGAGUAAUAAAUGAUGACAACAGUAGUAUAAAUCAAAAAUAGUCAAGCACAUAGUGUCC
Molecule: messenger RNA, 5689 nt
Organism: Ceratotherium simum simum (southern white rhinoceros)
Lineage: Eukaryota; Metazoa; Chordata; Mammalia; Perissodactyla; Rhinocerotidae
Source: RefSeq, a predicted model, not a curated record